Molecule: messenger RNA, 2438 nt
Organism: Mollisia scopiformis
Lineage: Eukaryota; Fungi; Ascomycota; Leotiomycetes; Helotiales; Mollisiaceae
Exons: 6
Coding region: 281-2428 (715 amino acids)
Source: RefSeq, a predicted model, not a curated record
CGCCGCAAGGCUUGCAGCAAGGCUCAGGUAAGACCUGGAGAUAUGGACCACCAACAUUUUUCAAUGCUUGAUAGCAAGGGAAUCCUCAUAUAAACUCGCUGCGAGUUGCGAGUUGCGAGUUGUCUCGAACCUGGCCCUCUAAUCUAGAAUACUAGAGCCUCGAUAAUUUUCAACUCCCUUGUACUUGAGAUUGCUCGCCCUCUAUUCAUAUUCUGGAAUCUUUGAUUGAGCUAAGCUUCCUAAUCCUUACCCUUCCUGACACCUUUACCGUACAUACGCAAUGAACAAUGCCACUGUUUACCUUGGAGUGUGGACGAACUGGUCUAAUGGAGGACUUAUGGGUGCAACUCUUACAACGACUCGGAAACUAGGCGAUCUCUUGAUUGCUUUUACUGCUUUCCUCAUACCUUAUGUCGCUUCUCGAUUCUGGCGCAUCUUCUGUCUUAUUGUCCAUCGCUAUUACUCGACAGCUGAUCACCGUGACGCCGUUCACCACCAACGACAAAUUAUUCUCCGCAAUUCUUCUUCGCCCGAGGUAGGGCUUGUUUCACUUUUCAACAUCUUCUUCGCAUGGUGGACCUCACAACAACCGACAGGAAAGACACACAAACGUCUUUCUCGUCUACUUCCCACCGCUCUCUUCGCCAUUUGUUGCAUCUCUGCUUUCACGGUCGCCGGUGGCUUAUCGGCGCAAAUUUCUACAGCUCGGGGCGACGUCGUGUUACUUAAGGGCUCUCAAUGUGGGAUUGGGUCCCCUCCAAAUGACACCUCUAGCCAAUCUGACUAUUAUUCAACGAUGUCCGAAAGUCUCAAGGACGCAGCGAACUACGCACAUGGCUAUUUGGAUAGUAAUAAUGACCUCGGAAUGAACACUCCGGCAUCCGAAAGGUUGAGAAUGCGAUACGUGCUUCAGUGCUCACCACUUGUGACGGAGGGCUUCACUUCUGAAUUCGUUACUCCGGAAGAUAAUAUGACUUGGGUGAGGUAUAAUUAUGGAGAGUGGGCGGCAGUUGAUGCCAAUAAUGAUACCGUGGCGAACUACACGUUUGAUGUCCCGAAUCUCGACGCUCAAUAUGCAUUCUUGCACAACGCACCCCAGUUUCGAGCAGGCGGCAAUUAUGGUUUGAAUUACAGAUUGAGUGCUACAACGUCCAAGACAGUAGCAGGAAGCGCCGUGGCGGCACUUUCGGACUUCAUGCCAAUACCCCAGCUUUUCCGACCCGAUGGAGAUGUAUCCAUCAUGCUGCUUUCCGGAAACGGUGUUCUGUUCUACGGACAAGAAAUGGAUGAUGACUGGUAUCGGGGAACUGUGCCGGGGACUGUUAUGUCUUCUGCUGAAAACGCUUCAACGAUGAUGAUGGAGGGCUAUUUACCUCAGGAAGCCGGAAGCCCGCUUGGGUGUUUGACCAUAGAACGCUGGCAGUGGUGCAACGGUGACAAAUGCGGACCUCUAGCAAGUGCAUGGGACUCCUUUGCAGGUGCAGCUCCGCUAUUCAACAUGACAGCAGAGGACUUUGAUCCCAAUGCUAUCGAUCGACCACUGUCCAACUCAACUAUCGGCACUCUCCUCACUUGGUCAUUUUUAACGCAAGUAGAAGCAUUCCCCGACGUUUCCUCCAUCGUUCGGGAGCUCAGAGCUGAGUCGCUGGCCUCUCAAUCGCUGCUUCAAGAUGCGUUUCAACUCCCUAUUCCGUUGAACCAAUGGCAGCUCGACGUUACCAAUUGGUUCAACAUCGUCUUGGCUGUGUGGCAAUCCACGUUCGUCACUACGGCGGUGGGAAACUCAGACCCGGUUCUAGAGCAAUCACAAUUCACUCCUCAAAACGCAGCGGAACGCAAAUAUUGCAAUAGCCAGAAAAUCCGCAGCACAACCUACGCCUCCUUCUCCCUCUUCGGCCUCCUCUUCACCUACAUAAUCACCAUCCUCAUAAUCCUCACCUCCUUCAUCCUCGAGCCCAUCUUCAGCCUCCUCCAGCGCCGGCGCAAAUACGAAGAAUACGCGCGCCUAGAAUGGGUUACGAACGAGACGCUGCAAUUGCAUCGCUUGACGCAGGAAGAGCUCAAUCUAGGGACCUGGCACGGCUGCACGGAUCUCGUGCCUACGACGGAGGUCGGCGAGGUGAUGGCGGGGCUUGAUAUUGCGGAUUUGGAACAUCCGGUGCUGAGGCGGCCGGGGGAGGAGGGGGAGAAGAAGAAGAGGGAGGGCGGGGAGAUUGAGCAUGUUAAUUCGGGGUCGGAUCAGGGGUUGGUGCAGCAUAAUACUGAAUCGACGACUGUUGGCAGUGAUCAGGUUUCAUUGGUUUCGGAUGAGGGUGAAGAUGAGAUGAGGAUUUUGCCGAUGAGGGUUAAUGGGCAGGAUGAGAAUUUUGCGCCUGAUAAGAAGAGAGUUGACGUUGCUGAGGUGGAAGUUGAUGAUAGGAGUGAAUGAUAGCUGAAUG